This is a messenger RNA of Scatophagus argus, 1904 nucleotides long. RefSeq names its product mitogen-activated protein kinase 12-like. Gene Ontology annotation, biological process: protein phosphorylation; intracellular signal transduction. The coding region runs from base 629 to 1711 and encodes 360 amino acids. Gene Ontology annotation, molecular function: MAP kinase activity; ATP binding. Lineage: Eukaryota; Metazoa; Chordata; Actinopteri; Scatophagidae. The transcript is spliced from 12 exons. Gene Ontology annotation, cellular component: nucleus; cytoplasm. The record is from RefSeq and is a predicted model, not a curated record.
UCCGGCAGAUUUGGUCCCCCACAAUGCUGACUUACUGCCUUGCACCAAGGUCAUUUAAAAUCUAACAUGACCAUAAUUAUUCAAAUCAGUAGAUCAUUAAGCAUCAUCGAUACUCUAGCAAUACGCCCAACCAAACUAAGGCGGUUCCAAUAUGAUCACUAAAAACUUACAGCGUUAAAAAGUUCUCAAGUAGAUCAAAAUUAAGCCUUCUAUGAGCACAAAAAAGGGGAAUAUGACCUUCUAUAAUUACGAUUAAUUUAAAGUUACAGUCCAGAUUGCCUACUAAGUAUAUAACGACGUUGUAGGAGUGGUGUCGGGGUAAAACUCAUGGGCAGAUGUUUUGUGGCUUUUUCCCCACAUUGUAGACACACCCAUAGACUGCCCCGGGCGACCAGAGCCGUGACUAACAAUGUGUGCAUGUGUGUGUGUGUGUGUUGGGGGUGCAACUGACGACCCUGCAAAGCUGCUCAAGUGGUCCGCUGGUUCGUCUAGAGGAAUUUACGCCCUAACAAACUGCGCGUACUGGGCGCUUUGAAACUCCCUUGGUUUACAUGAGAAGCAACGGACGGGAGCGGAGAGUCGAGGGGACCCACAUAUCCUGACCUCAGCCCAGGCUAGUCGAAAGGGUAUGGCUGUGCGGUCCAGAACGGGAUUCUACCGGCAGGAGGUAAACAGAACCGUGUGGGAGGUUCCGGAGAGGUAUCGGGACCUCAAACAGGUCGGAACGGGAGCCUAUGGGACCGUGUGUUCAGCAUGGGACCGCCGCAUGGGGACGCAAGUGGCCAUCAAGAAACUUCAUCGGCCCUUCCAGUCCAAACUUUUUGCCAAAAGGGCUUACAGAGAGCUGCGACUCCUCAAACACAUGAAGCAUGAGAAUGUAAUCGGGCUCUUGGAUGUUUUCACUGCUGAAAUCUCACUGGACCGCUUACGGGAUUUUUACCUGGUGAUGCCGUUCAUGGGCACUGACCUCGGAAAGCUCAUGAAGCUGGAGAGAUUAACAGAAGACAGAGUGCAGUUCCUCGUUUAUCAGAUGCUGAAAGGACUCAAGUAUAUCCACUCAGCUGGGAUCAUCCACAGGGACCUGAAACCUGGAAACCUAGCCAUUAAUCCAGACUGUGAGCUGAAGAUACUCGAUUUUGGCCUGGCGAGGCAGGCUGACGCAGAAAUGACCGGUUAUGUCGUUACACGCUGGUACCGAGCGCCUGAGGUUAUCCUCAACUGGAUGCACUACACACAAACCGUGGAUAUCUGGUCCGCAGGUUGUAUUAUGGCAGAGAUGCUUCUGGGAAAGCCACUGUUCAAAGGAAGUGAUCACCUGGACCAGCUCAGAGAAAUCAUGAAGAUUACAGGAACCCCGACUGCUGACUUUGUCGUGAAGCUACAGAGCCAAGAUGCCAAAAACUACAUCCGAAGUCUACCAAAAGUGCCAAAAAAAGAUUUGCACUCUAUUUUCUCCAAAGCUAGCUCAAAUGCCGUGUGUGUCCUGGAAAAGAUGCUGCUUCUGGACCCUGAGCAGAGGGUGAGCGCCUCCGAGGCACUCGACCUGCCCUUCUUCAGCGACUUCAGAGAUGCUGAGGAGGAGACCGAAGCGCUGCCUUACGAUCAGACCCUGGACAACACAGACCUGCCAUUGGACCAGUGGAAACGUCACACUUUCACAGAAAUACUGACCUUCAGGCCGCCCAGGGACUCCAGAGAGACGUCACUUUAAGAGUACCCUCAUACACACAUUGUGCCCACAUAAAUCUGUACAUUGUCUUACACACAAAAUUGCACACGGUCACACAUAUACGCCUGCAACCAAAAAUAUACUUUUCUUGUUGAAUUUGCUGUGUGUGUGUAGAAGAAAUUGACAUUAUUAAAUUGUUAAAGUGUUUGCUGUUAAUAAAUGUGGUUUGCUUGAA